Parathielavia appendiculata is the source of this 930-nucleotide messenger RNA. RefSeq lists its product as uncharacterized. The record is from RefSeq and is a predicted model, not a curated record. Lineage: Eukaryota; Fungi; Ascomycota; Sordariomycetes; Sordariales; Chaetomiaceae. The transcript is spliced from 2 exons. Bases 1 to 930 code for a protein of 309 amino acids.
AUGCCAUGCAGAGGCAAGUGUGCUGCUGCUGUCUUGGGAGUCGGCGAGGCCUUUUGCUCGUCCUAUUUGUCCCUCGAACCCGCGACGGAAACCGUGACGGCGACGGCAACUGUCACAUCGGUCCAGACGAUCACUGAAACCAGUUUCGACGUCGUCACCCUCACGACGUUGACCACCACCAUCACCGGUCCCACCACAACGAUCUACGCCAAGCGUGAGGAGAAACCCUCGGCGGAUCCGGCUUCCCAGAUCCUCGCCCAGUGUGGCAAUGCCGCGUCGAGGGUCAGCAGCGCCUGCAGCUGCAUCUUCUCCACCACAUCGACCGUGACGGCCGUGGAGAUAGUCACCGCCACCGAGGCUGCCGAGGUGACCGUCACGACAACCGCAACCAUCACUACCGACGUGACUAUCACCGAGCACGCCACCCCAACCGUGACCGUAUCGCAGCCCAUCGUGAACGGAGGCUUCGAGGGCUACCGGACCACGGGCAACAUCCUCCCGUGGACCACCGGCGGCACUGGCGGCAGGGUUGAAGUCAUCAACGGCGUGAACCCCUGCGCUAGUGGUGGUUACUGCGCGGGUGGUCAGGUCGUCGUUCGCGCCUACCCGCCCACCACUGGCGGUGGCUACGCAUCGCUGUUCCAGGAGUCGUUCACCGCCAAGGCAUCCUCGACGUACAGUCUCUCCUUCAUGUACCGCUGCCUGAACUACGACACGACCACGAGCAUCGAAGUGUACUACAAGGGUGCCAAGAUCGGCACAGCCAAAGGGUGCACCAGCGGCGCCGCCUUUACCCGCGUCACCUCGGGCAUCCAGUUCACGACGGACGAGACCGGUGCCGGGUCGUUGGAAGUCCGCUUCGUGAACCCGAGCAAUUUGCCGUACCUGUACUUUUACGCCGACGAUUUCCAGGCCACGAGGAACCAGUGA